Pungitius pungitius (ninespine stickleback) is the source of this 3075-nucleotide messenger RNA. Its product is annotated as MICAL-like protein 1. Bases 442 to 2781 code for a protein of 779 amino acids. The record is from RefSeq and is a predicted model, not a curated record. The transcript has 15 exons. Lineage: Eukaryota; Metazoa; Chordata; Actinopteri; Perciformes; Gasterosteidae. Gene Ontology annotation, molecular function: protein binding.
GCGGUUAUUGUGCAUUUCACUGAAUGUGGAGAACAACAAGGCGUUACUACGGCAUGUAACGGGAUUUGAUUUAAAAAGUGAACCGCUUUUAUUUCAAACGACCAGGAGUCACCUGGUCACCGUAGAUGUCUGGUUUUAGGCGACAGUCCUCCCCAGUUCUAAGGAGUUAAAAUGUCCCUGCGUGGUGAUUGGUGCACAGUGACGUUGUUGUGAGUGAGCCAUGGCGAACGUCGCGCGGACACCUUGGUUUUUACUUCACAAGGUAACAGCAAAAAAAAGUCAACCUUCCUUCCUGGCUGGUGCAGCAGCCGCAGAUGCACCAGCCCUGUUCGGGGGGUGUUCCUGUGAGAAGUAGAUGCUCGUUUCCUGCCCCAAAAGCCCAACCUGCUCCGCUGUCUUCGAACCCCUCUCACUUCUAAAGUGUCCCAUCUCACGCGACUAAUGGCAUCGCCGAGGGACGUGCGCGAGUGGUGCCGCGCCACGUGCGCCCCUUACCCCACUGUGGAAAUCAAGAACAUGUCGACGUCAUUCAGAGAUGGACUUGCGUUUUGUGCCAUCAUCCACAGGCACCGACCGGACCUGAUAGAUUUCAGCUCCCUCUGCAAAGAUAAUGUUUAUCAAAAUAACAAGAUGGCAUUUGAGAUUGCCGAGAGGAAGCUGGGCAUCCCCGCGCUGCUGGACCCUGGGGACAUGGUGUCCACCAAGGUGCCUGAUUGUCUGAGCGUCGUCACCUACCUCUCCCGGUACUACCGCUUCUUCAGCAGGAAGUCUCAGGCCGGUGGGGUCAGUGCGAGGUCAUCCCACGCAGCGAGUAAAACCCUCAAACGCCUCAUGAUCCAGGCUGAUCUGGAAACCAGUAGAGAAGUGCGUUUAUCCAGCACAAGGCCGGGGAGCGUGUGCAGUGUGUGUUUUAAGCCUGUCCACCUUAUACAGAGGCAUUUGACCGACGGAAAGAUCUACCAUCGCAGCUGUUUCAGGUGCAGCGUGUGCCGCAGCGCUCUUCUCCCCGACACACAGGGAAGUGACGGCACCUCGUCCAUCUGCACUCACCACAGUACCACUGACAGUCGGCCCCAAUGUACGUUUCAGGCAGGUUAUUUCUCUCUGGGAGGAUUGGCCAUCUCCACAGUCCCUGAUUACAAAGAGACAGCAGAGUCUGUCUGUAAGAAGACAGAGGAGAGAGAAAGCAAGGGAAGGAACGUAGGGCUCAAAGACUCAGCUGUGGGCCCGGGGACGUCUCCUCGUCCCGGGGCCGCCCUCGCAGAAGGUAAGACACAGCAGGAGGAGACAAAGACUCAGGGCACCUCGGGGCUCUCUUCACCGUGUGCACCAGUGACAGAAGGAAGCGGUCGGCCGGUUGCAGCACCAAGGCGGAUGUUGGACCCGUCUGGAGCGCCGGUUCCGGCACCAAGGACCAGAGCUGCCCGGGCCCAGGUCAGCGCCCCCUCUGCAGGCGAUUCAUCCAAUCACAAGAUAUGUUCAUCCAACUCGUCUCACAUUAACGCCAACCCAACGACAGGUAGCCCUAAAGUGCAAACCAACCAUCCGUGGAUGAAUAUCAUCCACCCCGGACCCUGGACUCAACUGCCUCCCGCUCCACCCCCGGUACCUACUCCUCGAUCCAAAGCCGUCUCCACCCCGCCGAGGUCCUGGAGCAGGCCCAGGGUGCCUCCUGCCAAUCCAUUUGAAGAAGAGGAGGACACCCAGAAAAAAGGAACGAAACCUGAGCCUGCCAACCAAUCAGAGCCCUCAGCGCCAGCUGUCCGCUCAGAGAGUGGUGCCAAUCAAAGAAAGACGCGUGCUGCUGUUUGUACAACUGAUGCUGCAGAUCCUGCUAGUAAAUCAACACCUGAUGUGGAUGAUGAUGAUGGAACUUUAAGUGAAGCAACUAAAACAAGCAGAAACACAAAGGGUUUCCCCGUGGAUGUGACCGAAGCUGCAGAGCAAACACAAAGUCUCCUUUUACCCAGGAGUCUGUCUGUGCCGGCUAUCGCAUCGGCCCCCCCCCAAAGCUCCAUCCUGCAUUAUGACUCCAAGGAGGCAAACGAGCCCGACCAGGUUGUGUCGCCUCAAACUAAGCUGGCCUGCAAAGAGAACCCUUUUAAUCGAUGCGACGCGAUGCCCAAAUCAAAGACCCUUCAGGCCCUCUCCUCUACACGGGCCCCCGCCCCCGGACACGGCUUCCCACUCAUCAAGAGGAAGGUGCAGUCUGACCAGAAUGUGUCCACCAAAGACCUGCAGGCGCAGAUGAGAGAGCUGGAGAAAGAUCUGGAAGCAUUGGAACAAAGAGGAGUCGAACUGGAGGGGAAUCUGAGAGGCUGCACGGACGAUGAAGAGGAGGAUCAAAUGCUAAUGGGCUGGUUCUCUCUUGUCCACGAGAGACACCUUCUGAUGUGCAGAGACACCGAGCUGGUUUACCUGACAAAGCAGCAGCAGCUGGAGGAGAGACAGGCAGAUGUGGAGUAUGAGCUCAGAUGUCUGCUAAAUAAACCUGGGAGCGACUGGAGUCCGGAGGACCGCGGGCGAGAGCAGCAGCUGAUGGAGGAGCUGGUCGCCACCAUCGAGCGGAGGAACCAGAUCGUCAGCAGCUUGGAUCAGGACAGGCAGAGGGAAAGGGAAGAAGAUAUGCUUUUGGAAGACAUGAUGAAAAACAAAGAGAUUCAGACAGAAGAACUUAAAGAGCUGAAAAAGUCGAGAGGAAAAUUCAAGCCUGCAAAAAUGUUCAAGAUGUUAAACCAUAAAGCUGAGAGCAAAAAAGACUCUGUGGACAAAAAGAGUUGAACUACUAACCUGACUACAGAAAACAAACUUGUACUUUGAGGUAAUAAAGAUGAUGUGGGUAGGAUCUGAUCUCAAUGUAUGUAAUAUCAUUUAAAAAGUCCCACCAGCAUUCCGUAAAUUCAAUAUUCUCAGUAAAUGUUGUGGUGUUGUCAAUGUACAUUUUAUCUUCCAUGUGGUUUUGCUUACUGUUUUACAAUAUUUUUUAUUGUAUGUUACAUACUUGUUUUUUGUGAAUUAUGAUUAUGGAUUCGGGAAAGUUGUCUUAUGAAAAAAUAAAUAUUUCCAAGAGGCCAA